Messenger RNA from Dermacentor andersoni, 860 nucleotides. It is a transcript of the gene Arpc5, whose product is annotated as Actin-related protein 2/3 complex, subunit 5. The record is from RefSeq and is a predicted model, not a curated record. Lineage: Eukaryota; Metazoa; Arthropoda; Arachnida; Ixodida; Ixodidae. Gene Ontology annotation, cellular component: actin cytoskeleton; Arp2/3 protein complex. Gene Ontology annotation, biological process: regulation of actin filament polymerization; Arp2/3 complex-mediated actin nucleation.
CUAGCGUGGGUGUGUGUGUGUGAAGUGUUUGUGGAUGCAGAGUGGAGAUUGGCGUCAACUUUUUGUACGCCUAGGUUGUUUGGACUCAUCCAAAUUGAGUAUUGUUUUGGCUGCCGUUUCUCUGCCCACUAUGUCUAAAAACACGGAGAGCUCGACUUUCCGCAAAAUCGACAUUGACCAGUACAACGAGGACAACUACAAGGAGGAGGAAGGCUUGGACGCACAGUCACCACCGGCCGGGCCCGAUGAGCAAGAAGUGAAUCAUCUGCUCAAUCAGGGAAAAACCGUGGAUGCACUGAAGAUCAUCCUAAAGACUGCUCCCAUAGGCUCCAAAUGCCAAAGUGUAAAGGAUGCAGCCAGCGCCCUGGCCAUGCGUGUCCUGCUGGCAGUGAAGGCAAGUGAAAUGGAGCAGGCGGUCGGCAGUCUGGACCGGGACUCGGUGGACGUGCUGAUGAAGUACAUCUACCGCGGCUUUGAAAGCCCCUCAGAGGGCAGCUCAGGCCAUCUGCUGGCUUGGCAUGAAAAGGCUUACGCAGCCGGUGGCAUUGGAUCCAUAGUGCGCGUCAUGACCGACCGCAAGAGAGUCUGAGGAUGACUGCAGCGGACUGUUCUCGCUCCGCCGUGAUGCCCUGUUGCUAAAAGCCACAGGGCCUUCAUUCCACUUGAGCCUGCUGGGGUGUCGACGAUGCCAACCAAUGAAUUUGAACUGGGCCUCGGAAACCUUCGUGUGGUCCCCUGCGAGGUCCCUAUGACAUGCAGGGCCCGACUACAAAUGCAAUGAGUGCUGUAAAUAGGCAUGGCUGUUACAGCAUAAGUUAUAUGUACUCCCUUCGAGUAGUAAACACCUGUUUCUGUCUCUG